CACCCUAUCGAACCCCUUUCACACACACAAAAUCACAUAACAAACGAGUUGCUCCUCUCUCCUUCAACGAGUUUCUCCUCGCACGAGCUUCUUCUUCUCCUUUCCUCACUCACAGCGCCACCGCCGCCACCCUAACCACCGCAGCUACCUUCUCCUUCUUCUCCUCUCUUUUAAACACUGAACCAGUAGAACACAGCCCCUAUCUCUCUCGUUUUUUCUCGUUCGUAGAACAAAUCAAGCUCAAGUUCCUGUUCUCUUCGUCUCAGGUGAGCUCCAGCACGCUGGCGCCACCUGUAGCAGCGUCUGUCCCCACCACCGCCGCGCCUCUCCCUCUCCUUUUAUCCCCACUCAGUUCUGGCUCGCAUAUCUUCUCAGCGCCAUAGCCAUCAUCUCCUCCAGUCAAUGCUUCCAGUGUGAUAGUGAUCCUUCUACUUGGAGCUACAUCAAUGAUCAUGUUCAUUUUCAUAUAGGACAGUGGUAUGCUUAACUUGGGAUAUAUGAUGUGGCUGUCAAGCAUAUGAUGGAAAUCUUGGCCUGCAGUCACCAGUCCAAGGAAACACAGGAAUUAUUCCUUAGUGACUUUCUUCAAACUGUGAAGAACAGGUUGGCGAUGUAGGACCCAUUCUUGAUUUGAUGGCUGUGGUUUUAGAGAAUAUUUCUACUUCUACCCUCCUAGCCAGAACAACAAUUUCUGCUGUCUAUCAAACCGCAAAAUUAAUCAGUUAUGUCCCUAAUGUGUCAUAUCAGAAGAAGACAAGCAUUCCUACAUAGACUGGAAAUAACAUUUCUACCUAUUCAGCUUUAUUCGUUUAUCUAAAGACAUAGGGUGUUUUCUGGACUUAUUCCAGGCUUUCCCUGAUGCCUUGUUCCAUCAAUUGCUUGUGGCCAUGGCUCAUCCGGACAUGAAACACAAAUUGAAGCACAUAGUGUCUUCUCUAUGGUGCUUAUGCCAUCAAUGGUUUCUCCUUAGUUGGACCAGAAAACAAAGAUGGCUAUGAAGGAUUUGAUGCUUACUCUGUCAACAUUUCUACCUGUAGUUUCUAUAAAUAAUGACAGCAAAGAUCAAUCAGAUUUCUCAAUUGGACUUAAGAUGUAUAAUGAGGUACAACGUUGCUUUCUCACAGUUGGCUUGGUGUAUCCAGAUGAUUUGUUUCUGUUUCUUGUAAAUAAAUGCAGGGUGAAGGAAGAAACAUUGACCUUUGGUGGACUUUGUGUUUUGAAGUAUCUUUUACCAAGGUUAUUUGAAGCUUGGCAUAGUAAAAUACCUCUACUUGUUGAAGCUGUAAAGUCCUUGCUAGAGGAGCCGAGUUUAGGUGUUCGGAAAGCACUUUCUGAGUUAAUUGUGGUUAUGGCUUCACAUUGUUACUUGGUUGGUUCAUCUGGAGAGUUGUUCAUUGAGUAUCUUGUGCAGCACUGUGCUUUAACUGACAAUAAUCACGGUGAUCUUGACAUCCUGAAUAAGAGAGUGGAGGUUUGCUUAUACUUUAAUUUGUACUGGUGUUUUCAUGUGUGUGGUAACAUGUCUAGGACAUAUGGCAGUAGGUAGCAUGAAUGGAGAGAUCAAGCACUCUCAAGCUGCUCAUGUCACCAACUUGUGGAGGGACUUCUCCAGUGAGUUGAUUGUGGGAAAGAUCAAGUGCUUCUAAUUUCAACAGAUUCCCAAGAAAAGCUGGGAUUUCACUUGAGAGAUUGUUGUAUCUGAGGUCUAAAUUGAUCUGGAGAUUUUGGAGUUUUUCAAUUUCUGUUUUAGUAUGGAAAAUAACAGCUUUUAGUAUGGUUGAUAGUUCUAGUAUAGUUGAAUAAUACAUUGAGGAUUAUAGUUGAUGUAUCAAUACAUUUUGUUUAUAUUUUGAAUUAUAUUGACUUGUUUGUUUAUUAUA
Messenger RNA from Arachis ipaensis, 1880 nucleotides. Lineage: Eukaryota; Viridiplantae; Streptophyta; Magnoliopsida; Fabales; Fabaceae. The record is from RefSeq and is a predicted model, not a curated record.